This is a messenger RNA of Ctenocephalides felis (cat flea), 1443 nucleotides long. RefSeq lists its product as uncharacterized. Bases 1 to 1443 code for a protein of 480 amino acids. NCBI's taxonomy places the organism in Eukaryota, Metazoa, Arthropoda, Insecta, Siphonaptera, Pulicidae. The transcript has a single exon. The record is from RefSeq and is a predicted model, not a curated record.
AUGUAUCGUAAUAUUUGGGUUCGUAAACAAGAUAGAAAAUAUCAAAAAAUCUUAUGGAGACCGUUUCCCGAUGCACCCAUUGGCAUCUAUGAAUUAAAUACCGUAACUUUUGGUCUAUCAUCAUCUCCCUUUCAAGCUAUCAGAACCAUCAAACAACUAUCCCGAGACGAAUGUUCCAAAUAUUCUCAAUCUAUUUCUAGAAUUCUUGAGAACGAUGUCUAUAUUGAUGAUGUGGUUACAAGUAUCGACUCCUUGGAUAGCGCUAAAACCAUUUGCGAGGGUUUGCAGACUGUAUUAUCGUCUGGUGGUUUUGAAUUAAAAAAGUGGGAAUCUAAUAAUUCUAAUCUGCGUAAACUUUUUUCUGAUUCUGAUGUACAAAAUAAACAUUUCUCUAAAUCGGAUUUUCAAAUGGAAUCUUCUACAAAGGUAUUGGGAUUAAAAUGGGAUCCCUUAUCAGAUAAUUUUUCAUUCGAAAUAAAGCUUACGUGGAGAAAAUGGACAAAGAGACAACUUCUUUCAGUAAUAGCGCGAAUCUGGGAUCCUCUGGGUUUCCUAACUCCGAUAGUUGUUAAGAUAAAAAUAUUAUUGAAAAAAAUUUGGACAUUAAAAAUCGAUUGGGAUGAGGAAUUACCAUCAUUUAUUAUUACAUCAUGGUUAGCCGUAUAUUCCGAAUUAGAGCAUCUUAAUAACUAUCAGAUUCCGCGUUAUCUCGAAACAUCAAAACAAAACAAAUGUUCAUUAUUUGGUUUCGCGGAUAGUUCAGAGCAAGCGUAUGGAGCGGUAGUUUAUAUUAAAUCUCUUGGCAAUCCGAAUUUCUUGUUGAUUUCAAAAUCGCGUGUAACACCGAUUAAAAACCAAACAUUAGCCAGGCUUGAACUUUGUGCCUGUCAUUUACUGUCAAAACUUCUGAAUUUUAUAUUAACGAAUAACCAACAUAGUAUAGAUUUUGAUUCUAUUUACUGUUUUUCCGAUUCUAUGAUUGUCCUUCACUGGUUAGCAGGACCGGCUACUCGUUGGAAAACAUUUGUAGCCAAUAGGGUAACAAAAAUACGGGAUCUCAUUCCUAAUGCACAAUGGCUUCACAUUCCUUCUAAUCAAAAUGCAGCCGAUUGUGUUUCUCGAGGUCUUCGACCUAAGGAUUUUAUCCAACAUAAGAAUUGGUUGUUUGGGCCGGAUUGGUUGAAUGGUCCUAUAUCAACUUGGCCUGCAAAAACGGUUGAACCUUCCGGAGAUAUUGAUCAAGAAAGAAAAGCUAACGCUCUAAUAGUAAAGAGUGUCAUACCACCGAUCAAUCCUUUAUAUGAAUUAACGCAAAAAUUUUCUAAUUGGUGCAAACUUGUAAGAAUUUUCGCUUAUAUAUUGAAGUUUUGUAAAAUUAUAACAAAUCGAAACCGACUUUUGACUUCAGAUUUGAAACAAGCCGAGGUUAUUAUUAUUCGUUAG